CUUGUUGAAUCAUGAAGUUUAUUUAUUUUGUUGUUGCUGCCUUAUCAAUAUUAUUUAUUCAAGUUAAUGGACUAAGAGUUCUUGGUAUUAUUCCAUUCCCUAGCAAGUCACAUUUUGCAAUAGGAAAUGGAAUUAUUGAAAGUUUAGUGGAUGCUGGACAUGAUGUCACUGUCAUGUCACCAUAUCCACAAAAGAAAAAUCGGGAAAAUUAUCAUGAAAUUGAUGUGUCGAAAAUUUUGGAAAUUUUUGAGUCCGAUAAACAUGAGGUAAAUCCAUUCGUAUUUGGGCAGUUCCCAGCUGUAGGUGUAAUGUUUAUGCUCGCAAAAAUGAACUCAGAUAUUGUGGAUUUAUUUAUGGCCAACAAAGAAGUUCAAAAAUUCAUUAAUGAAGACCAAAAGUAUGACAUUUGCAUCUUUGAAACAUUUUUGGUCGAUUCACUUUUGGGGAUUGCUGAAAAGACUGACUGUGUCAUAGUUAGCUUUUUAACAUUUGCCGCUGUUCGAUGGACGGAUGAUAUGACUGGAAAUGACUCGCCGACAUCAUAUGUACCGAAUCCGUUCCUCCAUUAUACAGACAGGAUGUCAUUUAAAGAAAGACUUUGGAACACAGCAUUUUCAUUAAUCGAGAGAGGAAUUUAUCAGGGUUAUUAUAUGCCAAGACAGAGGAAGCUUUACAGCAAAUACUUUCCAAAUGCCAAGCGUUCCUUUGAGGAAAUUUACUUCAACACGUCUAUAUUCUUCUCUAAUACCCAUGUCAGUUCAAAUACUAUUCGACCAAGCAUGCCAAACAUUGUAGAAAUUGCAGGCAUUCAUGUGAAACCAGUAAAACCAUUGCCUGUGGAUAUUCAAGAAUUUUUAGAUUCAGCAACAGACGGAGCGAUUUUAUUCUCUAUGGGAUCGUUCAUUCAAAGCAAACAAUGGCCAGUGGAGAAGCGAGAAGCUUUUGUCAGGACUUUUGGGAAACUUAAGCAAAAGAUUUUAUGGAAAUAUGAAAAUGAAACCUUGCCAAAUAAUCCUGGCAACAUCAAAAUUGGAUCUUGGAUACCACAAAGAGACAUCCUCGCACAUCCAAAUGUAAAGCUUUUUAUCACUCAUGGUGGAUUAUUAGGAACAACUGAAGCUAUUGUUGAAGGCGUUCCAAUUCUUGGGAUUCCGAUUUUUGGUGAUCAAAAGCUGAAUAUGGCAAAAUCAGUCAUGAAAGGAUACGGACUACAAAUUAAUUUCGAUGACGUCACAGAAGAAACAGUCACUCAAUCUAUAAACGAGCUCCUCAGCAAUCCAAAGUACAAAUCUAAUGCAGUAGAAAUUUCAGAACGCUUCAAAGACCGUCCAAUGACUCCACAACAAAGUGUUGUUUAUUGGACAGAAUAUGCAGCAAGACAUCAAGGAGCUAGUCACUUAAAGGCUCAAAGUACAGCUUUGAGUUUUAUCGAAUUUCAUUUGAUUGAUAUCUACUGCACAUUAUUAGCUAUUUUUAUAGCUUUUGGAUAUAUUAAGUUUGUCAUUUUGAGGAUGAUCUUUAGAAGGAUUUUUAAAAAAUCACCAGAGAAGCAGAAGCGAUCAUAGAUUGAAUCUGACAUUCUCAAAACCCCACCAAAACCUGUUGAUAAAGUCACAUGGUUGUUACAGCUAAUUUUAUCGGAAAUAUCACUUCCAGAUUGAUCACAAAGAUUAUUAAAGCCUUCUUGUUUUUUAUCAAUGAAAAAUAUUUAUUUGUUUAAUAAAAAGAACAUAAAAACA
Molecule: messenger RNA, 1739 nt
Organism: Chironomus riparius
Lineage: Eukaryota; Metazoa; Arthropoda; Insecta; Diptera; Chironomidae
Source: the annotation of a GenBank genome assembly